GUUAAGUAUGUGAAAUAACACCACAUAUUUGAUUUAAUGCAGCUAACCAAAUGAAUCUAAUCGUAUAAACCACGUUAAAAGUGGUCAAAUCUUAAUAUUAAUUCGUCCUUCAAUUUAUGAAUUAACGGCUUUGUUCAACCCUUAUAAUUAAUUAGGGAAUAAAUGAAAAAAUUAAAUUGCCUAAGAAUCAUACACGUUGAGAGGAGAGAAAAAGGGAAGUUACGGCCAUAUGAAGACUUUUUUUACUGCACUUUUCUCUCUUGAAGAACAUAACAUCAAAAGGAACUUUUCUUGUAGUUUAAUAAAAGACAAAACGUAAUUGGGUUAAAGAUUAUUAUAAUUUUUUGACAACAAUGAAAAUGAAAACCACCCAAUAUAAAUAAGACGCCAAGGGUUAAAGAUUAGUUAGAGGUUUAAAGUUUAAACGUGUAUAAUUUAGAUUGUGGUUUAGACAUUUAGAUAAUGUGGGUAAAUUUAUCAACUCGAAUAAAUAUCAUAAAGUGAUAUGACUCAUCUAGAGGAAAAAAUGUUGAAAAAGUCUAGGCUUGGAUUAAAGAUAUACUUCAUAGGUUAGCGGUUUAAACGUCUAGAAUUUAGAACGUAUUUUAGAUUUGAGAAAAAUACCAAAAUCUAAUUAGUUGGCAUUGAAUGCCUAUCUUGUAAGGCUAUAAACCUAAACACCUAACCAAGUUUCCUCUACCUUCACAUGUGUAAGACUCCACUCAUUACUCUUCCGUGAUCUCAACGCUUAGAUAUGAAUACUUGAUUUCGUGUCAUUGUUCAGGCUCGGAGAUUUGUUUUGGAGAUUAAGCCCCUUAGAUUCAGAGAAAGUUUAAUUUCCCAUUUAUUUUCCAGUUAUUAGCAAUGGAAGAAGAUAACCACGAAAAACAACUUGACGAUGGCGGAUCUUCCUCUCUCUUUAAGACUUGCUUCAACGCACUCAAUGCCCUUUCAGGAAUUGGAAUACUAUCCGUACCAUAUUCACUAGCUCGUGGAGGAUGGUUGAGUCUUUCACUUCUCUUACUCCUCGCCGCAACCGCCUUCUACACAUCCUUACUCAUUACAAAAUGUAUGAACGCUGAUCGCACCAUCAAAACAUAUCCUGACAUUGGAGAACGCGCGUUUGGUAGACCAGGAAGAAUCAUUGUGUCAGUCUUCAUGCACCUAGAACUCUACCUAGUCACCACAGGUUUCUUGAUCCUUGAAGGUGACAAUCUUCACAAUCUUUUCCCGGGGUUUAACAUCAAACUGAUGGGGUUGAGAUUGAACGGGAAACAAUCGUUCAUGGCGUCAGUGGCCCUCGUCAUCAUGCCAACUCUAUGGUGGGACAGUUUAAGCGUCUUGUCUUAUGUUUCCAUGAGUGGAGUUUUAGCUACGGCAGUGACUCUUGGAUCAAUAUCUUGGGUCGGAGCAUUUGAUGGAAUAGGGUUUCAUCAAAGUGGAAAGCUGAUCAACUGGAGUGGGAUCCCUACCGCUUUGAGUUUGUAUGCUUUUUGUUAUGGUGCGCAUCCCGUGUUGCCCACUUUGUAUUCUUCUAUGAAAAGCAAACAUCAAUUCAACAAUGUCCUACUUAUAUCUUUUAUACUGUGCACCAUAGGUUACACAUCAAUGGCGGUUUUGGGCUACUUAAUGUAUGGAUCUAACACUUUAUCACAAAUAACAUUGAAUCUUCCGAUUCAUAAGACGAGUUCAAAGGUGGCGAUAUACACAACCCUUGUAAACCCCAUAGCCAAAUAUGCAUUGAUGAUCACACCAACGGUGAACACAAUAAAAGAUUGGUUUCCUAAGAAGUACGCCAAGAAAUCAUACUUGCAUCUCUCGAUAAGUACAUUGUUCAUAGCAAGUAGUGUGGUCAUCGCUGAGACACUUCCUUUCUUCGGCUAUAUGAUGUCUCUGGUUGGUGCAUUACUGAGUGUAACGGUUUCCAUUCUUCUCCCUUGCCUAUGUUACUUGAAGAUCUCUGGAAAUUUCAAGAAACUUGGGUUCGAGACUGUAAUGUUGUUUGGUAUGGUGGUGAUGAGUGUUCCCAUUGGUGUUUUAGGAACUUACAUUGCAAUUCGAGAAAUGGUUGGUAGUGUCUGAAAGUUUAUAUUUAUUAUAAAGCAAAUAAAGAUAUUAUAACAAUUUAUAUGUUUAUGUUUCUACAUCUUGUUUUAUAAUGACAUACUUUACUUUGUAUGUGUA
Molecule: messenger RNA, 2184 nt
Organism: Brassica rapa (field mustard)
Lineage: Eukaryota; Viridiplantae; Streptophyta; Magnoliopsida; Brassicales; Brassicaceae
Product: amino acid transporter AVT1I
Biological process (GO): amino acid transmembrane transport
Cellular component (GO): vacuolar membrane
Molecular function (GO): L-amino acid transmembrane transporter activity
Source: RefSeq, a predicted model, not a curated record